ACCCCAACCCUUACCGUAUUAGUUGGACCCGCAACAUAUUCAAAUGGUUUUCUUCAUACAAAAGAAGUUCGAGUUCGUUUCAAACUUCUGUGAGCCGCGCUUGGACCUGUCGUCCAAAAGAUACAGAUACAUUGCGUUUAGUCUUGGUCGGUCUGCGCGUGGUCUAUGUUGACAAACCUUGGUGUGGCUCCCAGUAGCAAUAUUCAAACUCGAAGUUAUUCCGUCGAAAAAUAUUCGAAAUAUUAAAUAAAUACUUAAAAAUAUAUACCUAAUAAAUCUUAGACAGUUCGCAAAGUACUGUUAGUGAUUAAGUGCUUGGAAAAAAAAAUGUUCUGCAAAAUGCUUAACAAAGUGCGGCCAAGCCUAGAUGUGGCUAAGGCUUGUUAUUAACCCGAAAGAUACAAAACCUAUAGCUAACUGUAAACAAGUUAAAGUGAGUGAGUGAGUGUGUGUCGCAAUCUUUUACAACAAAUACCAACAAUCAAAGCAACCUACAAGAUGCAGUUUUGGAUAACUCUGACAUUUGCCGUGCUCUUGGCUGCCACCAUCUGCCAUCAUGGAAUGGCCGCAGCAGUUACGGCUCCAACUCCGGCUGCUCAGGUGGCUACCCCAACUGUGCAAAAGUUUCGCCUGACGCCACAUGAUCUGCAAAUACUCGAGGGCACCGACACCCUUUUGCGCUGCGAAGUGUCCGCCCGGGCAGGAAAAGUCCAAUGGACCAAGGAUGGUUUUGCGUUGGGCUUCUCGGCGGUGAUUCCAGGAUUUCCACGCUAUUCAGUACUCGUGGAUGCCAAACAGAAUGCCUACAAUCUUCAGAUCAAGAAUGCCACUCUAGAGGACGAUGCGGAAUACCAGUGCCAGGUGGGUCCUGCAGCUGGAAAUCCGGCGAUCCGAGCUAAUGCUAAGCUGAGCAUAGUGGCAGCACCCAGUAGCAUCGUUAUUGAGGGUUAUGCCCGGAAUGCUAGAGUAGAGGUGGAGGAGCGACAGAACUUAACUCUGCACUGCAUCGCUGAAAAUGCCAACCCGGCGGCAGAGAUUGUCUGGUUCCAGGGAGAAGUUCCAGUUAGCACAGUCCCCAUUGUGUCGGUGAAUCAAACUGCCCCGAAGCGUUUUACGACCAGCUCCGUGUUGCACCUGCAACCCCGCGCCGAAGACGAUUACAAGGAGUUCUCCUGCGAAGCCCGUCACAAGGCCCUGCCCCCAGAUGUUCCAAUGCGAGCCCAGGUUCAGCUUUCCGUGCUCUAUCCGCCCGGUGCACCGUUCUUUGAGGGCUAUAGCCAAGGCGAAAGCCUGCAUCGCGGCCAGGAAGUUCAAAUUGCCUGCCGCAGCCGCGGUGGGAAUCCCCCGGCCCAAUUGACUUGGUACCGGAAUGGCGUGGCCAUCAGUUCACCGCAACGCACCUCGGGACGUCUGUCGGAGAACGUUUACAAGUUCACCGCCGCCGCCGAGGACAAUGGAGCUAAUUUGGUGUGCGAGGCCAAGAAUCUGUUGGCAACAACUCCCCUGCGAGCCGAACUCAAUCUGACUGUCCUGUAUGCCCCCAAGGACGUUUACCUGAGUGGCGCCACCCAGGCCAAGGUCGGCGAUUCCGUCCAACUUAGCUGCGUGACAGCCCCCUCGAAUCCACAGGCCCGUAUCAGUUGGUCCAUCAAUGGACGACCACUGGACAAUAGCACCUUUAAGACCACCAGUAGCUCCGAUGGUGGCUGGGUUAGCAGUUCCAACAUCAGUUUGACCAUCGACUCGCAGAGCAGGACCUUCAUAGCCGUCUGCCAUGCCCUCAACACGGAACUCACUCAAAAUGUGGUGGGAUCACAUACCGUGAACGUUCUCUACCCCCCUUCGCCACCCCUGUUGACGGGCUAUAAUGAUGGCGAUAUCCUUAUCUCUGGAUCUAUUUUGAAGUUGCAGUGCAGUUCUGCUGGUGGCAAUCCCCCACCCACAUUGCAGUGGUACAAGAACGAUAAGAUUAUCAAUGCUCCCUCGAAGUUGGUGGACAGUAAAAUCACCUCGGAGCUAUCCCUAUUGGUCAACUCCUCCGACAACAAUGCCAUCUACACGUGUAAGGUUCAGAAUGCUGCCAUCGAUAUACCUCUCUUUGCCACCAAAACUUUGGGAGUUCAUUUUCCCCCUGAAACGGUUAAAAUCAGUGUAGUGCCCAAGAAUCUAGUGCCUGGUAUUCGAGCCAAGUUAGUCUGCGACUCCAGCUCAAGUAAUCCCCCGGCCAAGAUUAGUUGGUGGAAGGAUGGCAUUCCCGUUGAGGGACUUAACUUGGCCAACCGUCCUGGUCUCUGGGGAGGUUCGGUGUCUACCCUCGAGAUGUAUGUCAACAUAACCCAAGAUCUGGAUGGCAUUGUCUAUACAUGUCAGAGUCACAAUGAGGUACUGCAGCGAAGUGUUCAUGAAACCAUCAGCUUGGAUAUUCUCUAUCCCCCCAAAUUCGAGACCUCCCAGACCACAUUCGUGGGUGUUGAGGGAGCGCCGUUCCAUGUCGAACUGAUGGCCAGCGGAAACCCCAUGGUAAUUAGCUAUACCUGGACCAAGGACGGCCUACCCAUUAGCAGCAAUAGUCUGAGCGGCCAGCGUUUGAUCUCCGACGGACCACGUCUCAAUAUCAGUCGUCUCAGUCGCAACGAUGCGGGUGUCUACAUCUGUGAGGCGCUCAAUAGCCAGGGCACCGCUCUGCUGGAGAUCCAAGUGGCCGUGGAAUAUGCCCCCACAAUCACAUCGGUUAGUGAGGGUCGCAGCUUUGUGGCCGGUGAGCCAGCGGUCUUGGCUUGUCAUAUUCAGGCCCGUCCGCUAGAGGCCGCUCAUGUCCGCUGGUCUCGGGAUGGCUACGAUCUGGCCUCCCGCACAAUCUCUAGUUUUGAAAACGGAACCGCCCUGCUGCAGAUUGCCAGUGUGGAGCGCAGCGAUAUUGGCAACUUCACCUGCAUCGUGGACAACCAAAGAGGAGCUCCCGCAGCGCAAAAUGUACUUCUAGUCGUGCAGACUGCUCCGGAAAUUGACCACUCGCCGAGCUUCACCCGCUAUGCUGCCCGUUUGGGAGUUCGUGCUCAGCUAAUUUGCAGAUCCUUGGCUUCUCCUCAGCCCAGUUUCAUCUGGCGUCGUCAUGGCAAGGAUCUCAAGAUGCAGAGACGCAACAAAUUCAAAAGUGUGGAACGUCAGGUUGAUGCCCUUAACUAUGAGUCUGCUCUACUGAUCGAAAACACCUCCGGCGAUGACUACGGCCAGUAUGAGUGUGUGGUGCGAAAUGCCUUGGGACAGGCUAGUACCACCUUGGAGUUUAGUAAGCCAUCACGUCCGGAUACUCCCCUCCAGCUGAGAGUGGGCAAUGUGAGCGAUACGGGUGUGGAACUGAAUUGGACACCCGGUUUCGAUGGCGGCAUGCAAACCUAUUUCCGGCUUAGACUUAAACAGCACGGCGAAGAUAAGUACAAAUACGUGGACGCCAAGGCAGGACAUCAGAAUAUAUCUCUCGAUGGCCUAAAGCCCGGAGCCACGUACUACUUUUCGGUGAUGGCGGCCAAUGAGGCGGGUGGCAGUAAAUUCAUGCCGGAUAUUAAGUUGACCUUGAGCAAGGGUUCCCAGCCACACUCAGCGGAAUACACUGAAAAGGAUGAGCUGCCCAAUGUGAUGAUUAUUGGCAUCACCUCAGCUGCCAUGGUUUUGUUAGUCUUGAAUGCCGCCCUGGUAGCUUGGUUCGUGAUUCGUCGUCAGAACAAGUCUCAGAGCGAAGCAGAGCCCAGCAAUGAUGAUGUGUACUCCAAGGAUGAUAGUCAAUCUGUUUAUAAGCUACCCAUCACUGCUUUGCAGGCGGAUGUGCAGAAGAAAGCAGCCGCCUCUACGUAUCUCGUGGAGAACGUGGACAUCAUCCAGUCAACGGCAUAUCCGCCGAAAUAUCAAGAAAGCUCUAUGUGCACCCCUCCGUAUCCACUCUGCAAUCCGGACUUCACCCGGACCCAGCCGAAUCCCAAGAGGCACAGUCAACGGAACAGUGCCACGGGUAUGAUCGAGGGUAUGCAGAUGCGUUCCAAGGAUGAUCAUAUGCUGAUCUCCAAUGGUCUGUACAUACCAUCGCCAUCACCUGCCUCUUCCCUGGUGAUCAAGGGUAGCUAUAUAUCCUCACCAUCGCCAGCGCCGCCAGCAGAUGGAUCAUACUUCAAUAUGAGCGACAAAUAUAUGUCUUAUCCGCCGGUGACUUACUAAGCCGUGCUGAGCGUCAAUGACAGCCACAGACAACAUCGCAACCCAACCCAAACCGAACCGAAACCAAACCCAGCUAGACUGAUUGACAUACAUCAUUCAUAAUCAGCAUCUCGGAAACAUGAAAACACGAAAACCAAAUCAUAUGAUAUAUAGAACUUGACUGUCUUUUGGUUCAGAUUGGUUGAUUGGUUUGGCCGGCCGUUGCUGUUGGUUUUAUUGAAUUUGGAUUUUACUUUUUAUAUUUUUUUUAUUUAACGUUUUGUAAUUAUUACUAUAUAUAUGACGUUGAUUAUUACGGAGCGCAAAUGGAGAAACCAUGUUGAGUGAGUGUUUUGAGAAAACGACAUUUGCAUGCGGCGCUCGAAGGCUGUGAUAAGUACCUGUGCCCAAAGCUCUGGAGACGUUGGCACCACCGCAACUCGGAGAGAUGAAAACACGCAAGCGGCCAAACGUUUGCCAUUAAGACCUUUUCCGUUGGCCUCCAUCCAUUCAUUCAUCUGGGGAUUCGAGGUCCGGAUUGUAUUGGUCUGGCCACGGGGCAGGUGCGCAACCCGUUCUACAGAAAUGCCUGCCCUCCACCCACUUUUAGUCCACCACAAAACCCAAACAUCGGCAGAAGCAGCAUCAUUUUGUAGACACCACAAACAAAAAACACAAAAAAAAAAAAAAAAAAAGAAAAGAAAAAAAAUGAACAACAGAACACUCUCAAAAUAUUAAUUCGUAGUAAGGUCUUUCGAUAUUAAGUAGUAGGAAUUACGCAUUUUAGCCUUUAGCAUAAAUAUAUUACGAGUCUGGCGAGUCGUGACUCAUUCUCAUUAGCAGUUGUUCAAGUUUAAGCUAUACAGGACACACCAAUAUUUAUCAACAUACGUACUAUAAAUAUAAACAAAUAAUAUAAUAUAUUACACAAAAUAAAAGCAGGCCCGAAAAGAGUAAACGUUCGAAACUUUCAACGAACAACGAUUCGAAAUCACCAAAACCGAAAAGAAUAGCGACUUCAAUUAUAUAAAAAUAUUUUUAAGUGUGACUUUUGCUAGACCUAAGAACAUCGAGACAUCAAAAAUAUAUAUAUAUAUAUAUAUUCAAAAAAUAUUUACAGCAUUCAGCGACUUUCUUUUUAUCAUGCAUGACAAUAAUUAUAUACAUGGUAAAGAAGUUGAUGCGCCAAAAAUUAUGCUAAAGAAACUCUAUAAAUACAAAUUCAAUAAACAUGUUAAUUAUAAAUUAGACUUCAACCGCAUUUGCAUUUAAAUUAAAGAAAGAUGAGUAAGGAAAGGCGAGCUAAGUAUGUGUGUAAAAUAAAUUUUCAUUAAAAUCAAGUAAAUAUUUAAAUGUAAUAUUUAAAAUAUUAAAAAAGGAAAAACAUGA
This is a messenger RNA of Drosophila eugracilis, 5577 nucleotides long. RefSeq names its product nephrin. The record is from RefSeq and is a predicted model, not a curated record. Gene Ontology annotation, molecular function: cell adhesion molecule binding. Lineage: Eukaryota; Metazoa; Arthropoda; Insecta; Diptera; Drosophilidae. The transcript is spliced from 12 exons. Gene Ontology annotation, biological process: cell-cell adhesion. Bases 499 to 4209 code for a protein of 1236 amino acids. Gene Ontology annotation, cellular component: cell-cell junction.